Mercenaria mercenaria is the source of this 2176-nucleotide messenger RNA. RefSeq names its product short-chain collagen C4-like. NCBI's taxonomy places the organism in Eukaryota, Metazoa, Mollusca, Bivalvia, Venerida, Veneridae. Bases 306 to 1061 code for a protein of 251 amino acids. The record is from RefSeq and is a predicted model, not a curated record. The transcript is spliced from 3 exons.
CGAUAAAAGUCAUUUGAGUACCUAUGUAUACAAAAAUAAUUUGUCUAAAUAGUAUUUAAAAGGGACGCAAGAGGAAGAAACUUAUAAAAUAGUGAAAAAGUUUCGGAUGUUAACUUUACUUCUUAAGUCUAACGACCUUAGAUAAAGCAUUUUUAACAGUCGUUUAAACAUAUCUUUCUAAUUCAAGUGUUACAAAUACAGCUAGGUUUUUAGUAGUGUAGAAUAAACUCGUUACGACUGUCUUGUGUUCAUAUAAGCUGGUUAAUAUUGGAACGUUACCAUUUACCGAACACGUAACUGACAAUAUGCCUACAAAUAUGUUUCGAAUUUGUGUGUUCUGGAUAUGUAUGAUAAGCAAACAUCAUUUUGAACUGACAGAGGAACCUGUAUGUACAUCAAGAUUUGAUUACGAUUUUAAGAUCGUUGAAAAACUGUUUGAAAUGGACCAGAAAAUCAAAAAGGCCGAGGAAGAAAUACAGAGGCAACACCAGCUAAUUAACAGGCUUUCCACUGGUGGAAGUGGUUCUGUGUAUGUUAGAUGGGGCCGGAACAUAUGUCCAGAACAUGCUACAGCUAUAUACAAUGGUUACAUCGCUGGAAAGAAAUACAGCGACAAUGGUAGUGGGAGCGAUUCCGUGUGUCUUCCCUCUGAUCCUGUUUGGUCUAACUAUAGUGACGGAGGUGACAGUAACAGAGGGCACGUUUACGGUACAGAAUUUGACGAGCAGAGUGUCAAUAUGUUUGGUUACUCAGUUUCUCAACAAGACGUCCCGUGUGCCGUCUGUAAAACCCAAAAGUCAGCACUUGUCAUGAUUCCAGCGAGAGCAAAGUGCUAUUCUGGUUGGAAAGAAGAAUACAGUGGAUAUCUUAUGUCGGCUUAUCAUUCUGAUCCGGGUCCUCAUAACCACAUCUGUGUGGACAGUGAUCCAGAGUUCAUACCUCGCGGUAGCAGUAAUGAUAAUCAACAUGUUUUAUAUCUCAUGGAAGCUCGAUGUGGUUCACUACCUUGUCCGCCUUACGUUGAAGGAAGAGAGCUUCCCUGUGUUGUCUGUUCUGCCUAACUGCUUCAUCUUUUGGUAAACGUAAUGCUAAACGAUUCUGUCACUCUCAGACUGCAAUAAAAGUUAUCUUUUUAACGUAAGAAUAUCAUUAUGAAGGACUUUUGACUGUCUGAAAUAAAUUUUUUUUGUAUUUCAAGUGAUAGUAAGCUACAACUUUUAGUGUUAUUUUUGUGCAGACUUGCAAUGUGUUACAGGAAUACAGUUAUCUCUUCUAUUAUAAAUCAGCUCUUAAUUAUGAUAUUAUGUAACAUAGAUCUAGAUGUUAGUAUGACUUCUCCAUUGGAAUUUCUAUAUUUUUUCCCACUUUCAUUCGUCGUGUGUGUAUACUAGAUUUCCUUUUUUAUUUAAACAUAGGAUCUUAAUUAUUUCUAUGAAAUAAUAACAGCAAUCUAAUAAUUUCUCUCUUGCAAACAGUCUAACCGUAACAAAUAUGUAUUUUGUUAGUUUUAAUAACGUUCAAAUGAUUGAAUAAAAAUACUCUCAUGACGAUAUUCCAUACAACACAUGUUUUUUCAGAAGUUUGGACAUCUGAUCACAAAUAUAUAUCAAUAACAUAAUCAGUGCGAUGAUUUCAUACCGAAUACAAUGAGGAAAGUAACGACGCUAAGACCGAAAAAAGAAUUAUAGAUAUUAUCAACCUUUGUUUAAAUAAAUAAAGGAACAUCUUAUUACUCCAUUAGUUUUGCUAUAAUUGUAAUAAUAAUUUUGUAUUUAUUUUUACUAUUAUUAUUAACAGCAAUUUUGUCGACAUACACUAAAAUGCACAGGUAAAUAUCACGAAGUUCCUGCUUUUUUAUGUAGAAUUAAAUUGUGUUAUGAAAAACAACAAAUAUUUUUACUUAUAAUCACUUUCUUAAAUACUAGUAUCUUUUUUUUAAGUUUAAAUCAUUCAAAACAGGCGUGCAUAUGAAAGGAACCUCAUCAAACAUGCGGACGCAUUUACGUACACAGAAACACACAAACAUACACAAAUGUAAACAAAAGAACGCAAGAACGGAUGUACGCACUUGCAUACAAGUAAUGUUCCCCAUUUUUUGAUUUUCUGAGCGUUCGCGAUAUAUAUGAUCAUGUAUUUUUCUUUGUUAUAGAGCAAUAAAGAUUUCGGCAUUUCGUUA